AUGAUAAUUCAGGCCCUACUUUUGUAUCAUGAAUUUCAGCUUGAUGACAUCAAGGUCGAGCACCACCUGGGGAGUGGGAUCCCGACCAAAGUCUUUGCUUUCAAUGAUUUCACGUGUCGCCCUGCCCAUCAUUCCUCAUGGUCUGCUCCAGAACCUGACGCACAGCCUUGGUGUCCUUUCAGGUCUCGUUUGGAGUUCAAUAUUGCUGAAAUCGCCCUCGAAGCGGCCCUCAAUAAUGAACAGACGGACCAUCUCCUUGACAUAUGCUGCCGCUGCGCACAGAAGUCAGAGAAACUAACUUUCAAGAACCACAAGGACGUUUGCGCUAAGUGGGAUGCAUUUACAAAGGACGUGAUUUCGAUACCCUUCGCAGAUAAAUCAUGGGACUUUGACAUCUACUAUCGCAAUCUUUGGGAGUGGGCUACUGACCUCCUCCGCGAUCCUCAUCUGUUUCCUUAUUUUCAUUUUGAUGCCCAGUGCUUGUCGAAGUUCAAUGGCCAGUCUUUUGAACGAUUUGUAGAUGAACCCUUUACUGCUCAAGACUUCUGGGAUGCUCAAUCGCAGCUGCCACAUAGCGCUAAGCCCCUCGCCUUCAUAUUGUAUGCUGACAAAACAAAGUUAUCUAGUUUCGGUACUGCAAAAGGUUAUCCCAUCGUUGCACGAUUGGCGAACUUACCCACCCACAUUCGCAACAGUCAAGGAAUGGGUGGCGGUUAUAUUGUUGGGUGGCUUCCUGUGGUGAAGGAAGAUAAAGCCCAUGCCGGCAAGCCGGCAUGGGCUAACUUCAAGGCCACAGUAUGGCGCAAAUCCUUUGAAAGGAUACUGUCUUCACUCGCUGCAAAAUCAAAAACUGGUCAAUGGUUGGUGUGUCUAGAUGUUGUUCAGCGGUGGUUUUUUCCACUGAUACUCAUUUUAUCUUCCGAUUUUGAGGAACAGUCGACAAUGGUGCUUACUCGUGGUGUUAGGGCCUUAUGGCCAUGCCCAAUCUGUCUUGUUCCCCAUGAUAAACUUUCGGAUAUGUCGCACUGCUAUCCACGUCGCACAUCUCGUGAAUCACAAGCUAUCCUAGCAACUGCACGAGAAAGGGAGACCGCAGAAGAGCGGGAGGAAGUACUGAAAGAAUAUGGACUUUGUGAUGUCCAGAAUUCGUUUUCGACAGUGUCCUCAAUGAAUGUACAUCGUGCAUUGUCUUGGGACAAAUUGCACUUUCACUCUGGUGGUCUAUGGCCUGAUCACUUAUGGGUAGAGCUUCAGAAGUGUAUAAAUGGUCUCGGACGAGAGAAAACAUCUCAACAUCCAAAUCAGGUCAUGAACAUCUCAUUUACCAACAACUCCACGCAUGAAGACAUUUCGAAGAUGAUAGUAUAUGCGACCCACAAUAUAUUGACAGAGGCAGACUGUCCUCUCGGUUACCUGCUCCUUCGUUGUGUCCGACUUUACCUUGAACUCGAUAUGUAUGCCUCGCUCGAGGUUCACACAACGGAGACUAUAAGCAGUGGCCGACACACACACCUUGCAUUUGCAGCUCUUUUGCGGAGUGAGAAGAACUGGAAUUUUCCGAAGUUGCACAUGGGCUCGCACAUUUUUGACGAUGUCAAGGCAAAAGGAGCAACACGAAACUACAAUACCAAGCCGAACGAGAAGAUGCAUGGCUCGCUAAAGGACUCGUAUUUUCUGUGCACAAACUUUCGUGACAUAGCAGAACAGAUUCUCCGUAUUAAUACGUGGCAGGUGGCUGCAGAUCAUAUACGCCACCGCUUAUUUGAAUUUGAUGAUCAUCAAUGCCAAUUGGAUGAAGAAGACUUACUGGAGGAAGAAGACUUCAUUGCCACUGUCGUCGAUCGUCCUAUCUCAACAUGCAACUACCUUCACGUGAAACUGGGAUCGAAGCAACCUCCGCUGACCUUUGAUGCGAUUCAGAUGGCUCAUCAAGCAGACCAGGCCUUCAGUAACUUCUGCAUCAAGCUCAACAAUUUUCUAAAUGUUCUUUUGCCCUCGUCGAGCAUACCGUUGCCUGAAGGCAAACACAUUCAUCUCCGAGGAACUGAUGAGAUUACAGAGCACCGCUUCAUACGCAUCAACUAUGAAUCAAUGGUUGAUUGGUGUCAACAUACAGAUUACCUUCGUUGCAACCCCCGUUUCUUUGGUUCGCCAUGCUUCAACUGCAUCUUCAUCCGGUUGACAGAGAAUAAAGUCAUUCUCGGCCGUCUGAUCUUCUGUUUUGAAUGUCUGGUUGGGAAUAAUAUGUUUCCCUUGGCUCUUGUUCACCCUUUUGACGUUCCUACUGGUUUGCGCACUCGAAAGGACAAGGAUCUCAACCUUUUCAGAGUUCACACAAGACCACGAGCACAGGCACAGUUUUUUUCUGUUAGAUCAUUCAUAUGUGGGGCCCUUCUGGUACCGGAUGGACCCUCUGAUUAUUUCGUAGUCGAUACUGCAGAUACUGACAUGUUUCUUCACCUAAAGAUGAUGCAUCUGGAGGCAGGGCACAUUGUGCGCAUUUGA
Molecule: messenger RNA, 2505 nt
Organism: Suillus bovinus
Lineage: Eukaryota; Fungi; Basidiomycota; Agaricomycetes; Boletales; Suillaceae
Exons: 12
Coding region: 1-2505 (834 amino acids)
Source: RefSeq, a predicted model, not a curated record